CGUCAUUAUGUGGCGCCAAAACAUUCUCCUCUCAGCUUCUUCAGACUCAGAGUACCUCCAUUGUGGACAUACACACUUAUCUAGGACAAAAACAUAGCUGACUGUGUGGUGUUUAAUGGGUCACCCAUACCUGUAGUUUUUAAGCGCAUAUAGUGGAUUUUUAGCCCCUGUCGGUCUCGCUAUGAACGACGACGAUUAUUUGAUGGGAAGUUUUCAUUCAGGUCAGCUCCGUGCUAAUAUGCCGUCUGUUCCUGAUGGACUUUGCUGGGUGUCAAUUCUCUCCUGUCUACUACUAGCGUGCUCCUAUGUUGGAAGUUUAUACGUUUGGAAAAGCGAUUUACCAAGAGAUCAUCCUGCAGUGAUAAAGAGGCGCUUCACCAGUGUACUGAUUGUAUCCGCUCUGUCUCCAGUCUUUGUGUGGGCAUGGAAAGAGUUCACAGGCAUUCAGACUGGUCCCUCAUUACUGGCUCUAAUGGGGAUCCGGUUGGAUGGUCUUAUUCUUGCUAUCAUUCUUCCACUGCUAUUGACCAUGGUGCUGUUUCUGGGUCCUCUGAUCCAACUAGCCAUGGAUUGCCCCUGGGGUUUCAUUGAUGGGAUGAAAGUCGCAGUUGACCCUUGUUUCUGGUCGCUGUGUCUGAGUGACAUGCGCUGGCUGAGGAACCAGGUUGUGGCGCCAUUGACAGAGGAGUUGGUUUUUCGGGCAUGCAUGCUUCCCAUGCUAGUACCCUGUGCAGGCCCCUCCACCGCAAUCUUCACAUGUCCACUCUUCUUUGGUGUUGCUCAUUUUCACCAUGUAAUCGAGCUCCUGCGGUUCAGACAGGGCACUGUCUCAGGGAUUUUCCUCUCUGCAGUGUUCCAGUUCUCCUACACUGCAGUAUUUGGAGCUUAUACAGCCUUUAUAUUCAUCAGGACAGGUCAUUUGGUGGGUCCUGUGCUGUGCCACUCCUUCUGCAAUUACAUGGGUUUUCCAGCGGUCAGCACGGCCCUGGACCACCCGCACCGCCUCACGAUUCUCUCCUUCUACGUGCUGGGGGUCGUUCUCUUCUUCCUUCUCAUCUUCCCCAUGACUGACCCGCUCUUCUAUGGUUUUCCCACACCCGUCUGCACCCUGACCUCCACACCUGGAUCCAUCUGCUCCUGAUCCAUCCAUGCCUCCAUCCAGCAUGUCAUCCAUUCCUUCUCUCCAGCCAUUUGAAAAGGGAUGGCUGUUUUGCUGCUGGUUUCACCAGGGGAGCGAGGGACUGCUGGAGAACAGGUAUGAGAAUUCACAGCCUCUGUGAGGUGGUGCGUGGAAGAACUCGGUGGAUGCAAAACAUCCUCAGGUUGCACUGACCAUUCUUUUCACCAUUCAGCCGAUGUUGCAUUAUCAAGUGACUUCAGCAAGACAAGUUAAUUAUAUGUGUCUGCAUGUUUAUAUGACAAUAUUUCAGUGUAUUUAUCAUGAGAUUGGUGCUGGGGAUAAAGAUCAGACACUAUUACGGGUUCCUAGGAGAAUUUGUAUGCUGAAAUGUGCAUUGCUGAAAUGCUAGAUUCCCUAUUUCUUUGUUGUGACAUUAGAAACUUGUUCACAUACACCGUACCUUGUUUGGUCUGGUGCCCUUACUUGAAAACGCCAUUCAUUUUUACAGAAUUAUUUAGUUUUACUCUUGAUUUUUAUUGUCUAAAUAUCACGCCACUUAAGUCAGUUGGCUUAAAUUUAAAUAAAUGUCUUUAGGUACGCUUUUGAAGCAAUAGACCUAGAUUAAUAGGAGUUACAAAAUGUAGUGAUUGAGUAUCAGAAGUGUAAUUGCCCUGGCCUGAACAUGCAGCUUUAUGUGUAGGUCUAGAUAGAAUUGCGACCUCAUGCACUUUUCAAAUAUGAGGUCUUUUUAAAGCAUUGAUCAGUCCUGCCUUGGCUUUUUGCUUAUUAGAAAAAAAAAAAGAUGAAAUACCAAUUACUGUUUAUAUUGUAUAGUGGAUAUUCAUUAAUAGAUUUUGACCAAAUGGUAUUUCAUUCAUAUUAAAUGUAGGACUGUGCAAAAAAUCGAAUGCGAUUUUCAUGCGCAUCUCAUCAGUAAAGACGCUCCUGUAAUUAGAAGUAUAUCUCCAGCACGUGCGUUCAGAUCAGGGUUGCCCAGGUUCUCAAAACAAAUCCUGCCCAGUUGCUUCUUAAAACUAGUCCAAAACUAGCCUAAUCGAGUUUCCAGGAGGUUCCCUGAUAAAAAUUGCUUCCCGGGGUUAAAAUAUAAAUUUUUUGGAAUGGUUGCCCUGGUAAAAUUCGCAUUUUAUGGGCUAAAUAUCACAUUAUUGGACUAGUUUUGAGAAGCAACUGGGCAGGAUUUGUUGUGAAAACCUGGCAACCAUGAUACUUCUAAUUACAGGAGCAUCUUUACUGAUGAGAUGUGCAUGAAAAUCGCAUUCAAUUUUUUGCACAGCCCUAAUUAAAUGCAGAGCUAAAGACAUCCUUUUUUUACAUCAACAUAGGAUCUCUUGUGAAUGUAGUAUGGUAGCACUGGAGGAUGCUGAGUUAAAUUCUAGACUUCUGCUUUAGUAAUGGUGCAAAUUCCAACACUUUCUUUUCACUUUCUAAACCACCUGCAACAACAUUGAAACUACCUAUAACAGAAUUACACUCGGAGUUCUUUGGCCGAUAUGUUUUAAGUUCUAAAUCUAAAUGCUUAACCUUUUAUAAAUCUUUUAUAUAUUAAAAAGGACAGUAACGGCCUCAUGAAUUUUUAUGCGGGUUCCUACACCAUGAAGUGUUAGUGAAAACAUACCACUGAUCUGCAUGCUGCUACACUGCUGACAUAUGGAUGUUCGAAUGAUGAUUGAUACAGAAACACACCAAAUACAACUCUUAACAGCUUCUAGGAAAAUUAAAUCCCUGCCAUCAUUUAACUAACGCUUGUGUCUGAAAACCACAAAAUGAGAUAUUAGACAGAAUGUUCCUGCUGCUCUUUUCUGUAUAGUGAAUGCAUAUAUUAUGCUCAUCCAAAAUGCAUAACAUUUCUUGUGUGUUCCAAGAAAGAAAGAAAGAAAUGUGACCAUGGACCACAAAUUUACAUGUAUACAACAUCUGAAAGCUGAAUAAAUAAGCUUUCCAUUGAUGUAUGGUUUAUUAGGAUCGGAAAAUAUUUGAAAAAAUCUAAAUAUUGAGAAAAUUAGUUGUCCAAAUUAAGUUCUCAGCAAUGCAUAUUACUAAUCAGAAAUUACAUUUUGAAAUAUUUACAGUAGGAAAUUUACAAAAUAUCUUCAUGGAGCAAGAUCUUUACUUAAUAUUUCAAUGAUUUAUGGCAUAAAAGAAAAAUUGCUCAUUUUUACCCAUACGAUGUAUUUUUGGCUAUUGCUACAAAUAUACCCCAGCGAUUUAAGACUGGUUUUGUGCUCCAGGGUCGCAAAUGAGUGUAAAAAUGUAAUUUUGUGUGAACUGUCCCUUUGGCAAGUGUGGCUUUUAAUGUUAUGUAGGCCUAGCUGUAUUUGGUUUCAGUUCUCAUUAAUUGUGAAAGCAGAGUGUAAAGAGAGUGUAUAUAUAUAGAACUAUAAUUUACUUUAUUGCUUGUAAUUUGUUGAUUAAUAUAUCGGCAUGGCUUGCCCUCACAUUUAUUAUGUGUGUAUCUUAAGGUCAUUUGUAGGCUUUUCUGUGUUGUGAGAGACCAUGCAAAGUAAACCUUUUAAGCAAUAGUCUCACAAACAGGAUAAAAUCAGGGAUUUCCAUCUAGUGCCACAUAAGAGGUUUGUUUUGGGUGUUUAUUUCUUAGUUCCCAAAAUAAUUUCUUAUGUGGCUCGCUUCAAAGAAAACAGUGAUAUUUAUAACAUUUAAAACAGCCAAAGUCAUGGUAGGAAUUGAUCGCAACUUGUCCAAAUUACUGCAAGCGAUCUGGUUUACUUGUCUCUAGGAUUCAAAAAAUUGUGCUUCAAGUGUGCCAUAGUGUAUAUGAGUGUACUGACGCGUUUACCCAAGGAGGAUGCUGUAUGUGAGCACUGUUUAACUGUGACUGGCUUCAUGAAUGCUGCUUUAGUUUAGUUCAUUUGUGGGUGAGGUCAACAGAGGGCGCCAGAGGACCAUUGUUGUGAGUGGUGUCGUGGUUGUCAAGAUUAAGAAGCAGUCACCUCCUUGUGUUUAUUAAGAAACUUUAUCCGCAUAUUUAAUCCUGUUAUUAGAUAAUUUAAUUAAACUAUGUUUAAAUUAUGCCCUGAUACGCAUAGAACCUGUUGAAGAAGGUAAACUUUUAGUUUUUCUGUGCAUCUGUGGGAAUUCACUCAUUGUUCUUGAUUUGAGCUGCACUAUGGGAUGUUUGGAUUGGAUGCCAUGUUGAAGUGUGAUUGUUAGGGAAAGCUGAACGCACAGAUGCUCUGGCAGGACAGGCUUCCUGUCAGUGCUGUGAUUGAUGACUGGUGUAACUUUUAGUAGGAGAAUGUUUGUAGUGAUUUAUGUGUCAGGAGCUUGUUAGUUUCUCACAGUCCAGUACUCUUAUCCUCACUAUCUUCAUUUGUAACGUCACUGAAAUCAUUUAUUUUACAAGAGAGUUUUGACAGUUUCUUUUCACCCUUAGAAGUGUCUUUCAUCCCCUGUUUAGAGAUCAGUGUUCUUUCUUUUAUUUGGGUGUUUGCAAGCAAAACAUUUGCAGCAGGGCUUGCAUUUUAGAUGCUUUGAAUGUCAUAUUUACAGUAAGGAGGAGCAAUAGACAUUCAAAUCUAUUUUUGCAAAUGUGAAAAGUAGUUGAGCGCUGUUUUAGCUCAUUGAAACAUCUUCUUGAAAAAUUUUAAAGUAUUUGAGAAUCUCUACACAGAUGAAUUGUAUAGACAAGUCUGAUGUUUAUACUGAGAGCUAUAUUUUGUAAUCUAAUCUAUUUUGGUGACUUGGAGAAUAAUAUGCAUGCUAGUUGUUUUUGACUAAUGUGCAAUGCAAUUUUCUGUAAUUCACUGAUGGACAAAUGUUUUAUGACAAUCUUUUUGGGGGUCUUUCAGUCCACUCUGCAAAACUCUGCCAUUUGUAAAUAAAUCAAAGAUUUUUAAACCCCUUA
Messenger RNA from Carassius gibelio (silver crucian carp), 5003 nucleotides. Its product is annotated as CAAX prenyl protease 2. Gene Ontology annotation, cellular component: endoplasmic reticulum membrane. The record is from RefSeq and is a predicted model, not a curated record. Gene Ontology annotation, biological process: CAAX-box protein processing. Bases 182 to 1141 code for a protein of 319 amino acids. Gene Ontology annotation, molecular function: metalloendopeptidase activity. The transcript is spliced from 8 exons. Lineage: Eukaryota; Metazoa; Chordata; Actinopteri; Cypriniformes; Cyprinidae.